AUGCGUGACACAAAGAGUUUACUUGAUCAAUUUGAAAUUGUUGUUCUCUAUGAUAAAUUAUAUGUAUCAAAACGACGUCACAAUUAUGAUCAAUGUCGUUCAUUAGGUAUACAUUUUGUUUCAUCCGAUUGGGUUCUUGAAUCCGUACUUAAAUAUUGUCCAAAAGCAUAUUCGUUAUAUGAAGAACUCCAUUAUAAUUGA
This is a messenger RNA of Rotaria sp. Silwood2, 201 nucleotides long. The record is from the annotation of a GenBank genome assembly. Lineage: Eukaryota; Metazoa; Rotifera; Eurotatoria; Philodinida; Philodinidae.